UCUGUGAUACUAAUACUAUGAAAGAUUGACUCCGAAUUAAUCGACUAAAUCACUGUUUGUCAUGAAUUUAGUCGAUUUUUACUUCACUUAGGAAAAUGCAACACUACGCUAAUUCUUUCGGUCUCGUCUGUCAUUUCGACUCGUUGGGAUACGGGUUUUAAAUCCUAGCCAUGGUGCGAAUGAACGUAUUGAGCGACGCGCUCAAAUCAAUUCACAAUGCUGAGAAGCGCGGCAAAAGACAAGUGCUCAUCAGGCCGUGCUCCAAAGUGAUCGUCAAGUUCCUGACAGUAAUGAUGAAACAUGGCUAUAUCGGUGAAUUUGAGAUUGUGGACGACCACAGAGCCGGCAAGAUUGUUGUCAACCUCACAGGCAGACUAAACAAAUGUGGUGUGAUCUCGCCCAGAUUCGAUGUUCCCAUCAAUGACAUUGAACGAUGGACAAACUUGCUACCAUCUCGUCAGUUCGGAUACCUUGUUCUGACUACCAGUGGAGGCAUCAUGGAUCAUGAAGAAGCCAGAAGGAAACAUCUUGGAGGCAAGAUUUUAGGCUUCUUUUUCUAAGUUUAAUCAAUACAAAUGAAAAACUA
Messenger RNA from Manduca sexta (tobacco hornworm), 586 nucleotides. It is a transcript of the gene RpS15A, whose product is annotated as 40S ribosomal protein S15Aa. Gene Ontology annotation, molecular function: structural constituent of ribosome. The transcript is spliced from 3 exons. Gene Ontology annotation, cellular component: ribosome; cytosolic small ribosomal subunit. The coding region runs from base 171 to 560 and encodes 129 amino acids. Gene Ontology annotation, biological process: translation. NCBI's taxonomy places the organism in Eukaryota, Metazoa, Arthropoda, Insecta, Lepidoptera, Sphingidae. The record is from RefSeq and is a predicted model, not a curated record.